This is a messenger RNA of Chelmon rostratus (copperband butterflyfish), 3181 nucleotides long. It is a transcript of the gene tmem184c, whose product is annotated as transmembrane protein 184C. Gene Ontology annotation, molecular function: transporter activity. The record is from RefSeq and is a predicted model, not a curated record. Gene Ontology annotation, biological process: transport. The coding region runs from base 479 to 1834 and encodes 451 amino acids. NCBI's taxonomy places the organism in Eukaryota, Metazoa, Chordata, Actinopteri, Chaetodontiformes, Chaetodontidae. The transcript is spliced from 10 exons.
GAAGUACAGCAAUGACUUUUUUGGAAACUUUUACCAACGCAGACCUACUAAAAAACACUUUUAAGAGUUAGUUCAUCUAAAUAUUCGAUUGAUGUAUUAGUCGGGAGUUUUAAAAUAUUGCGUUAGACAUUGAGAUACUUUCAACGGUUCAGACCAGACCAUCUUGCUUUGUUUGUUUACAUGGUAAAACAGAUGACAAGCUAAUGUUAGCAACCUAGCUGGUUAAAUCGAGUCAUAUGAGCUGGUAAUUAUCCAGCAGCUUUGUCCUCUUUAAUGAAACUUAACGUAAGUGAAAGAGCCAGCGUACAUGUACAGUACUGAAGGGUUGUCUUAUGUCGCAGUGAGCCGUUGGAAGUGUAACAAUGCGAAGCUAACGUUAAACGUGUCGAGCGUUGGCAGCUUUUGUUAGACGACUGGAAGUGUUAAGUCGCUGAACCUGCGGCCGGUUUUAAAGGCCUUGCAGCGUCUUCAUGUCAACAUGCCUUGUUCCUGUGGGAACUGGAGGAGAUGGAUUCGGCCGCUGGUCGUCGUGCUGUAUAUACUGUUGCUGUUAGUCGUCCUGCCCUUGUGCAUCUGGGAACUGCAGAAGUCAGAGGUUGGCACUCAUAAUAAAGCAUGGUUCAUUGCUGGGAUAUUUGUCUUCAUGACCAUACCCAUAUCAUUAUGGGGCAUCCUGCAGCACCUGGUUCACUACACUCAGCCAGAGCUCCAGAAACCUAUCAUCAGGAUAUUAUGGAUGGUCCCAAUCUACAGCUUGGACAGUUGGCUUGCUUUAAAAUACCCCAGUAUAGCCAUUUAUGUGGACACAUGCAGAGAGUGCUACGAGGCCUAUGUCAUCUACAACUUCAUGACCUUCCUGCUCAACUACCUGGAAAAUCAGUAUCCCAGCCUGGUGAUGAUGCUGGAGGUGCAGGAGCAGCAGAAACACCUGCCCCCUCUUUGCUGCUGCCCGCCCUGGCCAAUGGGAGAGGUUUUACUACUGAGAUGCAAAUUGGGAGUGUUGCAGUACACAGUUGUAAGACCCGUCACAACAGUGAUUGCCUUGAUCUGUCAGCUGUGUAAAGUGUACGAUGAAGGCAAUUUUAGCUCAACAAACGCAUGGACGUACCUGGUCAUCUUCAACAAUAUGUCUCAGCUGUUUGCCAUGUACUGCCUGGUGCUGUUCUACAGGGCUCUGAGAGAGGAACUGAGUCCAAUCAAACCAGUGGGCAAAUUCCUCUGUGUCAAAAUGGUGGUUUUCGUCUCUUUCUGGCAAGCUGUGUUCAUUGCUUUGCUGGUGAAAGUGGGCAUUAUCUCCGAGAAACGCACGUGGGACUGGCAAAGUGUGGAGGCUGUAGCUACUGGCCUGCAGGAUUUCAUCAUCUGUGUGGAGAUGUUUCUGGCAGCCAUCGCCCAUCACUUCAGCUUCACCUACAAGCCUUACAUCCAGGAGGCUGAGGAGGGAUCCUGCUUUGACUCGUUCAUGGCAAUGUGGGACAUCUCUGAUGUCAGAGCAGACAUUUCUGAACAAGUCCGCAAUGUCGGGAGAACAGUUAUGGGUCGACCGAGGAAGUCCUACUUCGGCGAGGCGGAGAAUGAUGGAGAGCGAUCUGGUCUGCUCUCUUCAGGCUCCCAAGAUGCCAUCACAGAAGCGGCAUCCAACCCCGUGUCACCCAAAGGUCAGUACCAGGGCCUGGGCAGAACCCUCACACCGCACUCUUUGUCAGCCCCCGCUGGGCUCAGCUCUGCCGCGUGGGAUGAAGGAUAUGAGGCUCAACCUGAAGAAGCCCAGGAGGAAGAGCGGACCAACCAAACCAAAGAACCAACAGAAGCAGACCUCAUAGUGAUCACCUAACCUGUCACCAACAGACUCUCACAGACGUGGUUGGGCAGGACCAAAAUACAGCCUUGCCAGUGUUCUUUCAGACAUUACUGUACAGACGCAACAUUAAACGAAACUGUUGUUUAAAAGGGCACAUCAACCAAUAGUAGAAGUUUGUGAAACCAGAUGGACCUCUGUGACAGCUCCAAGAAUGUUCAGUCAAGUAAUGGCACUAAAUCAUUUGGAUGGAUAACAUGCACGUUGUGCAGUCUCCUGUACACGGGAGUCAUUUGGCUCAGUCGGCUCUGUCAGAAUGGAUUUGCGUUCGUGGUAAUUGGGAAAGACUUUCAGUCAUUUUUAACGUGCAUCACAAAGAGCACGCGUCUCCUCAAAGAACAAAGUCUCUGCUGGCGUCCUUCUUGAGAUGAGACGCCACAGGAAGCCUCCCGAGGUCAGAGCCAAUCACGCGUGUGUAUCAUUAAUUACACAUACAAACUAUCACACUUUUUUUUUUUUUUUUUUUUUGGUGUCGUCUCAGUCAUAUCAUGAUCUCAGAUGUGACAGAAGAAUCUGCUACACUAAAAGCACAUUAGAUGUCCAGAAUAGUCUAUUUUUUUUGUCCGAGACUGCAGAAGAUGCAUAUUCCCGUGGGAGGGGAUGAAAAGAGCAGAAGCAUCAGAUUUUAUGGAUGCACAUUUAAGAGUAGUUUAGAGAUAGACUGGCUGAAAGAUGUGUCCAGGCCGACAGUAUGGCAUCACUGCAGAAUCAAUAUUAAUAUGAUUUCCUAAGGGUUUGAGUAUAUACUAUGAGUACAGUCCAAGUAUUGAAACAACACACUUAAUUCCGUCUGAAACUUUACAAUCAGCACGUUCUAGUUCAUACAGCUCGCUGUAGUGUUUAAUAGGAAUUUAUUCACUCGUCCUCUCAGAUGCCUUCUUGUAUGUGCCAUGGAACUAGUCUAUCCAAUAUAUCAAUUUAUAUUCCAGGGUCAGUUAUUCUUUGAUUAUGCGAGCUCUCAUCUUAUCUGAUCAGAUGCUCACCAUCGUUCUUAGCCUUCAAGCUGGAAUAACUUUGCAGGUGCUGCGCCUAAGCCAUUCACUUCCCCCGUUAGAUUCUCCGAGCUCUUUCGUUGUCGUGACUUCCGAGGAUUCGUGCAGGGAUAUUGACAUGUUUAAUGUGCAGUGCAGGAAAGCGGUUUGUGUCAGAAAAUGUAGAAAUGUAUCAGAUCAACAGUAUAAUCUGCAUCGUGUCCAGCUAAAGAAUGCUGCAUUGCCUUACAGGAUUUUAUUUUUCUAAAUCAUAUCCGAGCUGAUUUAAAUGUUCCACAUCUUAAUUUAAGUCCAUCCCUGACAGUCUCUUCAAUAAAUCAGAUUAACUGCA